Molecule: messenger RNA, 576 nt
Organism: Rotaria sordida
Lineage: Eukaryota; Metazoa; Rotifera; Eurotatoria; Philodinida; Philodinidae
Source: the annotation of a GenBank genome assembly
AUGAUACCAUCUCCAUAUUUUUGUCAACAACAACAACAACAACAACAAAAUCAUAAUAAAAAUGAAAUACCUUCUUCACCAUCAUCAUCAUCAGAUGAUGAAUCAAAUAAUAAUUCAUUUUAUCAUAAUCCAUAUCAUUCAAGUGGACAAAUGAAUUAUAUUGAUGUUCCACAACAACAAUAUACUAAUGAACAUACAUAUCCAACAUAUCUUGCACAACAACAAACAUCCGAUAUAACAAAUCAAUCUAUUGAUGAUCAAAUUCAUGCGAAAUUAUUAUUAUUACAACAACGUGGAAAUCAAUUUCAACCUCAUUUACAUAGACAUUAUCAUUAUACCUAUAGAAAUCGACCAGUAUCAACAUCUAAUUCAUCAUCUAUUCCGAAUACAGAUAGGGAGAAAACGAAUAUAAAUGAAGAACAAUUCGAACAAGAAGAUAACGAUGAUGGUGAUAAUUCUAGUAUACCAACUUAUUAUUCUUCUGGUCAAUAUUCAAGUUUUGAUGAACAUUUUGAUUUUGCAUCUGUUGUUCUAUGGUAUCGAAAUGUGAUGCGAUCUGUCAAAAAAAUAAUGUGA